Messenger RNA from Acytostelium subglobosum LB1, 1842 nucleotides. RefSeq lists its product as hypothetical. NCBI's taxonomy places the organism in Eukaryota, Evosea, Eumycetozoa, Acytosteliales, Acytosteliaceae. Gene Ontology annotation, molecular function: hydrolase activity. The transcript has 4 exons. Bases 1 to 1842 code for a protein of 613 amino acids. The record is from RefSeq and is a predicted model, not a curated record.
AUGUAUAGCAAUAAUAAUAGUAGCAUCAAUAGUAGUAGUAGUAGCAGUAGUGGCACAAACAAGGAUAUUCAAAGGCCAAGUCCAACACAACAAAGACUAAACAACAGUAACAAGAUCAACAGUAACAGCAACAGUAACAGCAAUAAUAAGAAUAAGAUGUCAAUCUAUGAUGAUGAGGUUUGGGGAGACCCAUACUCAAAGACUUCAACUUUGGAGACGACAAUGAAUAAUGUAGCAGCAGGAGGUUCGACAUCAGACCUGACAAAUACAAGCAGCAGCAAUAAUAUGGCACCAUCAAUGUCAAUGUCACCGGCCAACUUGUUCACAUUCGUCAACCCAGCAUUCUCACUCGACUCUUUGAAGCAGACAGCACUCACCGAGCCCUAUCCAGUGUCGCGCACCAAGAAGGCCGUCAUUGGCUCACUGCUCAUCCUCACGCCCGUGAUCAUAUACAUCGUCGCCAUCACAUCAUUUGGCGCAGCCUUCAACUAUCCCUUCUUCCUCAUCGUCGCACCCUCACUCCUGGUCUUCCUGCCCACUCUUGCGAUGGCCUACAAGAAGCGUGGCGCACUCCCAGGUGUGCGCGCCAAGAAGGUGGUCAUUCUGGUCAGCUUCGUCUUUGCGCUGUUCACCUUCUUCGUGCCGGUCUACCUGGCCUGCAUACUCAGCCCACUGUACAACAUGAAGACGGUCCAGAAUGAAACCAGCGAGUACUACCAUCCAUCGUCGUGGCUGCUCGCCCUGCCCAUCGCCUAUCUGCACAUCUGUGUCUUUAUCCAGCUCGUGUCACUCUCGCAGUGCACUCUACGCGGACACAUCUUCCGCUGGGUGAUCACCUAUCCAGCGUCCGUGUUCUUCACAGGCGUCUUGCUGUCUGUUCCAUUCAUGUUCAUCGCCCCACUGCUACCCGCGGUGAUGUCAAUGAUCCUGAUGCUCAUCUGCCUGACUGUGGCCUGCACUGGUCUCUACUACACAACAUUGACGCGUCAACCCAACAAAUGGUCCGUCAAAGAUAUCAUGGUGCGCAAGACAUUGGACGACGAGGAUGACCAACUACUCAGCAGACGAAGAGUUCAACGUGUUGGACACAGCUCACCAACAGACCAGGAGGUUGUAGACUACAAGCAACCACUAUCAAUCAUCCAGAUAGCCGACCCUCAUCUUGGACCAAUCAUGUCAGUGGAGAGACUCGAAGAGAUCUGUGAGCACACCGUUAAGCUUAACCCUGACUUGGUAUUCUUGACAGGUGACUUCUUCACCGCCGAGGUACUCCCACUCAACUCACUGGCGAGGGCAUUGGCUCCACUAAAGAAGUUGAGCGGCAAGACCUUUGCUUGUCUUGGUAACCAUGAUUACGAAGAAGGAUGUUUGGAAAUAUUGACAAAGGCACUUCAAUCGAUUGGAUGCCCUCUUUUGGUUGAUCAGUGCGUGUUGGCAGAGACUAGGAUCGGCAAGGUCCAGAUACUUGGCUUUGAUUAUCGCUCAAAGGCUCGCCAGGAACAUAUUCAACGCGUGUGCGAUGCCCAUCCACCCAUUGCCAACGUGCCACGCAUUGGUCUGCUGCACGAUCCCGGUGCAUUCAAGUUCAUACCUGCUGAUUAUGGAUUGAUGGUAUUCAGUGGACAUACUCAUGGUGGUCAGAUUGGCCUAACAUGCUUUGGCAUCAACCUCACCGUUGUUGGAUUAGUGACUGGAUCACCAGAUCACUCACUCUGGCAACAAGGAUACAACUACCUCUAUGUGCACACUGGUCAAGGCUGUCGAUCACUCAUGGGUGCAAUGAUUCUGCGAGUUGGUGUACCAACAGAGGACAGUCUACUACAGAUCUACUUUGAGAACUAA